UGCGCCUCCGGAUAACAGAUGGCGUUAAAACCGAAGGUAAAACGAAUUGAAUGAAGCUAAGAGAGACGUCCGUGCGUAUGCAAUCUGUGGGUAAGAGAAGGAUGGAAUCGUUGAACGUAAGCGAUAUGUUGUUGCGGAAAGUAUGAUGUUGUACGUUUGUCUUCUGUUGCGUAGUGUCUUUAGUUCGGCGCCAUUGUGGUAGUGAGGCGGACAUAUUUUCCGCCAUCUUUGUGCGACCAUCUUUUAUAAACAAUAUAUAAAUUCGGCGGCGGUAAUGGCGGAUCAAAAUAUAAUGUGCGAGGUCGAGAUCCAGCCGGACAUACAGGAAUGCGUCGAAAUCGAAACAAUUCCCGUUGAACUGAAUGACACCGUGGAAACGAUUGUCGAAUGCGGAGACACAAUGAUGCAAACGUUAGAGGGCAGGGAUAUUAUUUUAGAGGCCCAGGAGGAGAUCAUCGACGACACCGGCGACCAUCUGAAUCUGUACGAGGUGCCGGUGCCGGACGGCUCCGACAUCUACAUCGAAUCAUCACCAGGACCUGGGCCGUCCUCCAAGCAGCGCAAGAAGAACGCCCUGAAGAAUAGGAACAUCUUGUCGAGGCGCGACAACGAGAUCAUGCUCGGAGACGUUCACGUCGAGCCGCGGCCGCGCAAAUGGGAACAAAAACAAGUCCAGAUUAAGACCAUGGAGGGUGAAUUCUCCGUCACUAUGUGGGCAACGAGCGACGAUGAAGUCUCAAAUCCUGAUCCAGAUCCAGAUUAUACAGAAUACAUGACCGGCAAAAAGAUACCAACAGAUGCAAUCCCUGGGCUUGAUCUGUCUGACCCUAAGCAGCUGGCUGAAUUCACUCGGCCAGGUAUUAAGAGUCCCCGGAUGAGACGCCCAAACCAGGAUUCCUCUGAUAGAACUAUUGCUUGUCCACACAAAGGAUGUAACAAGAUGUUCAGAGAUAACUCAGCUAUGAGGAAACACUUGCAUACACACGGACCGCGAGUGCAUGUGUGCGCCGAAUGCGGGAAAGCAUUCGUGGAGUCCAGCAAGCUGAAACGCCAUCAGCUGGUCCACACUGGAGAGAAACCGUUCCAGUGCACGUUCGAAGGCUGCGGCAAGAGAUUCAGUUUAGAUUUUAAUUUAAGGACCCACGUGCGUAUACACACAGGCGACCGUCCAUACGUCUGUCCCUUCGACGGAUGCAACAAGAAGUUUGCGCAAUCCACCAACUUGAAGAGUCACAUUUUAACGCAUGCGAAAGCAAAAUCGCGGAACGCUUUGAAUCGCGGAAACUCGGGUAUGCAGAUCAUCCAGCCGCAGUUUGUGAAAGUUGAAAUGACUGAGGUCGAUCAAAAUUACAUUGUUUACGCUGAUUAGAUUUUAAGUCGAUAAAUAUGAGAUGUGAAUGUCCUUGUGUAUUCACAAAUCCACAGAAGUUUAUGCAGCUUAUAGAAAAAGGGUUACUUGAUAUGAAAAAAAAAAACAAAUAACAGGAACAAGAGAAUGACAUGGAUUGUAUAUAGUUAUAUAUAAUAUGUAUUUAAGUAGUUCAAGAAAGUUUUAUUUUAUUAUAAUGUAGCUAUAACAUUUACUUUCAUUGUUUAUUAUAUUAAUGUAAUUAAUAAUUUUACGUGUAUGUGAGCAUCGCUUUUGGUUGAACAAAGUUUCCAUGAUAUAUUUAUAUAAAUAAAACAUUAAAAACAAUGUUACAUUGGGCCAUCUUUUUAUUGUUUUCUUUGUUCUCGGAUUCAAUUGUAUGGUAUGAAAUGUCAUCCGAUUCAAACCGAUGGAAACUUUCUUGAACCGAAAGCAAUUUUUCUUUAGUUAAUCUAUAACAUAUAGAGAGACACACAAACACACACACAACCUUGUACAAAGCAUUUUAUUAAUUAACAUGAUAAUUUUGUUAGAUAUUAAGAUAUCCGUAUAUAUUGUAAUAGGUAUAUAUAUUUUUCUAAAUUAUUUUAUUUUGUAUCGAAAAUGAAUUAAUAUUUUUUUCCACUGGAUAUCUCCGGGGAGGAAAACCGCUCUGAAAUAGGAAUCGUUUUCUUCCCCUCGAUCAUAUAAUGAUAGAAAGAACGAAGCAAGCAACGGUGCACUCGUGUUUAGUAUACUAGUUUGGACUGAUUAUUAUUUAGUUUAACAAAAUUACUUUGCGAAUCGCAUAUGUUAAUGUUUUUAAAUACAAUUCAUUUAUAAAAUAUUGUAAUUAUUAAUUAUCUCGUUUGCUGGACAGAUGGAAUCUUGUGAUGUUUAAUUUUUUUUCAUAGUUUUACCAAAAAAAAAAAAUGCUAGGUAAUUUAUCGAACAUGUUCUUAGUUUAAUUUUCUUCCAUUUAUGUGUGUUAGUGUAAAACAAACAAAAAAAAAUGCUAAUUGUAGUUUUUAAUUGCCGGAGCACAUGUAUAAUAAUACCUAAGAGAAAAAUAUUAAGACAUUU
Molecule: messenger RNA, 2431 nt
Organism: Nicrophorus vespilloides
Lineage: Eukaryota; Metazoa; Arthropoda; Insecta; Coleoptera; Silphidae
Gene: Pho
Product: transcriptional repressor protein YY1-like
Exons: 6
Coding region: 275-1369 (364 amino acids)
Biological process (GO): regulation of transcription by RNA polymerase II
Cellular component (GO): transcription regulator complex; PcG protein complex
Molecular function (GO): RNA polymerase II cis-regulatory region sequence-specific DNA binding; DNA-binding transcription factor activity, RNA polymerase II-specific
Source: RefSeq, a predicted model, not a curated record